GGCUCAGGGGAUACCAGACGAGGUGCUGAUGAACACCGCUCUGAUUAAAGAUCUGGCAGAUGUGGCAAAAGAUGCAGCGCUACUGCAGGGCGUCUUAAUGAGGGCACAAGAGCAGCCCAACUCAUCAGAGUUGGUCAGCUACGCUCCAUUCACGCUCUUCCCCACACCGGUGCCCAAAGCCGUGUUCCUCCAGGCUCUGGCUGUGCAGACUCACUACAACACACUAGUAGAUAGGAUCAGCCAGGACUCAGAGUUCCUGCAGGAGGCUUUAGCAAGCACCAUUGAAGUGGAUGAUUUCACUGCGAGGUUGUUCAGGAUCCACCAACAGAUACUGAAAGAAGGGAGGUCUCAGUCUAUAGUUUUGGGUCUCAACCGGUCUGACUUCAUGCUGGACCAGAAAGACGGUCAGGCAGCAUCUUUAAAGCAGAUCGAGAUUAACACCAUCGCUGCGAGUUUUGGAGGCCUUUCGUCACAAACUCCAGAUCUACACAGACUUGUCCUUAAAGUCGCCGGCAGGCUGGAGGAGAGUCGGAGAAUCCUCAACAACAAUCCUGCAGCUGGUCUGGCCGGAGGAAUCGCUAAAGCCUGGGAGCUCUAUGGAUCAGAGAGAGCUGUCAUCAUGUUCUUGGUGGAGGAGAAUCAGAGGAACAUCUUUGACCACCGAUACGUAGAGAAUGAACUGUGGAAGAGAAACAUUCGCACCAUAAGACGGCGGUUUGAAGAUGUCUCUAAAACGGGAACCCUUGAUGACAACAAGAAUCUGUUUGUCGAUGGCCAAGAGGUCGCAGUGGUUUACUUCAGAAACGGUUACAUGCCUCAGAACUACAUGUCCGAACAGAGCUGGGACACUCGUCUUCUGAUGGAGCGCUCCCGGGCUGUGAAAUGUCCAGACAUCAGCACCCACCUGGCCGGAACCAAGAAGGUCCAGCAGGUUCUCGCCAGACCUGGAGUUCUGGAGAGGUUCUUCCCCGGCCAGCCUCAGGUGGUGGAGCAGAUCAGAGCGACGUUUGCCGGCCUCUACACUCUGGACAUGGGUCCAGAAGGAGACACGACAGUAGAAAUGGCUUUGGCAGAACCAGACAAGUUCGUCCUGAAGCCCCAGCGAGAAGGAGGAGGAAACAACAUCUACGGAUCGGAGAUCUGCCAGGUUCUGGAGGGAAUGAAGGACAGUACGGAGCGGAUGGCCUACAUUCUGAUGGAUAAGAUUCACCCCCGACCGGUCCAGAACUACCUGCUGAGACAAGACGCUCCCCUCAAAGUCAGCAACUGUCUCAGCGAACUGGGAGUGUUUGGAGCUUAUGUUAGACAGGGUAAAGAAAUGGUGAUGAACGAGUGUGUCGGUCAUCUGCUGCGGACCAAAAGCUCCGAACACUCAGACGGAGGCGUUGCAGCCGGAGUCGCUGUGCUGGACAACCCUCUGCUGAUCUGAGAGUUCACACAACAGACGACGAGCUGCACUUAAACCGACACUUUGACUGCAGCAGCAUGGAAAAAAGACGCUGAGCUAAUAAGAGUUGGACAGAAAUACGAGCUGUGGAGGUUCACUUUGUUGCUCACAACCUCAGAAAUUAAGUUGUUAUUCUCAAAUGUAGCUAUAUUUUUGUAUAUAUUACCAUUAUCAGAUGCUUGAGGAACUUCUUAAUCAGUUUUUGACAUUAUAAUGAUUCCAUUCAGCUCUCAAAUGCACAGGAAGUGAUUAAAACACAUUUUAACAAGCUUCGUUGUAACUUUCAGUCAAUGCUGAAGCCUUAAUUUACAAAGUGUUGAUUUUUUUUUUUUAAUUUUUGUGCAUUUUAAAUAGAUUAUCUAAAGAUAUGUAAAUAAAAUGCCACAGCAUGACGUUAUAGUUUGCAAACUGGGACUAGAUCGCCAUCUUGUGACAUUAAUUUGUUGCUGCAACAUGUGAAAUUUUUUUUUUUUUUUUAGAAGUUUUUAAACACAUUUCAGUAAAAUUCAACACAGCUGAAGGAUUUACUCAAAAACUGAGAAUGAUUUAUUGGAGAUACUGUAGUUAUCUGAAGCUUUUGAUUACAUGUUAUUAGAUAAAUGCAUCUAAUCCUGCUAUGUGUUUUCAAUUACACGACUUUAUUUUGGUUGUGGGAGUAGUAGUACACAGCUGGUACUGCAUUUGUGAAGGUUUUUUGUAUGUAAAGCAAUCAACAAAAAAGUUUCAAGAAGAAUCAUUUUACUGCUCAAGAGAAAAAUGGAAAAAGUGCCUUUAAACUGCAUCGACAUGUUCGUUUUUCUAUCACUCGUCCUGUGCUGAGUCCUGUAUAUUUUUAUGAAUGAAUGAGAAAACUAACUAAACAGUUUUUUUUAACGUGUAGAUUCCACAUUUAACUGUAAAUUAUUUAAACACUGGAAUGCAUUAACACAAUCAGGCAGUAAAAUGACUCCAGAUGUUUUAAAUUCUUUCUCCACAUGGGGAUAAAAGAUGUAUAUAUAUAUACUCAUAAAAAUGAUGAUACCAGGCGGCUCUGAAAGUGAAUCUAUCUGUUAAUGAAGAAAUCACUCGUUUGUCUUUGUGUUAUUGGCUUUUCUCAACAAUCAUUCAACAGAUAAAAGUGCUUUAAUCUGAAGAAAAAACACUCACCUGUUCCCAUUAGACUGGACUAAGUUGUGAAAGACGUCUAAUGUGUAACAUGGAGAAGGUGUGGAGUUUAAAUCACCAUAAAGUAACACGAUUAAUGCCAUUAACGUUUUAAAGGUUUUAGAGCUGCUUUUUCUUCCUGACUGCAUUAAAUUUACUACGCUGCCAUUCUGAGAUGCAUUUAGGGGUUAACGGUGUGAUUCUGUAGUAACUUCAGCUUCUCAUGAUGAAGAAUUAAGAACCAAAUGUCCAACUGUGGGCCAAAACAUGAGGUGUGAUACGUGCAAUCAAAAAAUAAACGAGACAUCUGUAAAGCUGGA
Molecule: messenger RNA, 2910 nt
Organism: Amphiprion ocellaris (clown anemonefish)
Lineage: Eukaryota; Metazoa; Chordata; Actinopteri; Pomacentridae
Gene: gss
Product: glutathione synthetase
Biological process (GO): glutathione biosynthetic process
Cellular component (GO): cytosol
Molecular function (GO): ATP binding; glutathione synthase activity; glutathione binding
Source: RefSeq, a predicted model, not a curated record